AAAUGAAGAUAUCAAUAUGUCCAGUAGAACAUUCCCAUUGACACUGCCAAUGGCUUUGCCGAUGGCAUCAAAGAAAAAUAGAAAGAAGCCUAUAAGACGACAUGAAGAACACUAUGAUGAAAAAGGCAAGGACACGAAGAUCGCAAAGAUCUUUCAGCUGGCAGUAACUGCUCUCUCUUUUCUCGCAUUCGGUGGUUAUCUUCUUACACUCAUAAUUACAGCAGUUCGUCGCAACACACCCAAGGGAAACGGAAAUGUUCUCGUAUUUUCGAAUCUGCAAAGCCUGCAGAAACUAUACCGCCCCAAACGAAAUAUUUUAAUAUUCGAUCCGAUGGAGAACAACUUUGAAACAGACAAACUCUAUGAAGGAAUGAUUAUGCUUUCGAGAAGUUACGCCUUAUACAAUUGAUCGCGAAUCGUAUAAGCUCUGCAUUUUAGAAUUUAGAGAUUU
Molecule: messenger RNA, 451 nt
Organism: Vollenhovia emeryi
Lineage: Eukaryota; Metazoa; Arthropoda; Insecta; Hymenoptera; Formicidae
Exons: 2
Coding region: 17-409 (130 amino acids)
Source: RefSeq, a predicted model, not a curated record